ACCCAGGCUUAUGAUGAUUCUUUUUUCCUUACAUAAACCUAUAAUCUGGGCCCACUACCACGUCGCUCGUAGAUGGCGAUGAAUUCGAAGAGGAAAACACCACCUGGGAUUGCGCUUCUCAGGAGAGUCAGAGGAAGAAAUUGGAGUCCAAAAACGUUUCGGUACGCGAUUUUGUUGAUUACUUUCAUUGCGUAUGCUUGUUACCAUGCUUCUCGUAAACCAAGCAGCAUAGUGAAGAGCGUUUUACACCCAGACUCAAGCACUAAGCCACCUCAAGAACACAACAGCAACAAAAUUUAUCCUUGGCCUAUGGGCAACGUGUUUGUGAAGAGAGAAAUUGGUGAUAUAGAUGAGGUUUUGUUACAUCGUAAGUCUAAAGGAUGGGAACCGUUUAAUGGGAAAGAUGGGACGUCUAGGUUGGGAGAGAUUGAUGUGGCGUUUCUUGCUUGUUACUCUAUAGGAAUGUAUGUUGCUGGACAUUUGGGUGAUAGUUUGGAUCUGAGAUUGUUUCUCACUUGGGGAAUGAUUGGGAGUGGGUUUUUUGUUGGCUUGUUUGGUAUGGGUUAUUUCUGGAACAUUCAUGCGUUUUGGUUCUUUUUGGUUAUGCAAAUGGCGGCUGGGUUGUUUCAGGCGACUGGAUGGCCAUCUGUUGUGGCUGUUGUUGGUAAUUGGUUUGGGAAAAGGAAGAGAGGUCUUAUAAUGGGGAUUUGGAAUGCUCAUACUUCGGUUGGGAACAUUUGUGGUUCUUUGAUUGCGGCUGGUGUUCUUGAGUAUGGUUGGGGAUGGUCUUUUAUAGCUCCUGGUUUUGUGAUGUCUUUAGGAGGAGUUAUUGUUUAUUUGUUCUUGGCUGCGUAUCCUGAGGAUGUUGGGUUUCCAGAUAUCAAUUCUAAUUCAGGGAAGUUUAUUAAGAGGAAGCGAGAUGUUGAAGAAGAAGAAGAGGAAGUAGAAGAAGGUUUAGGGACAGAUGUUGAAGGGGAAGGGGAGGGAUCAUCAGGGUCAGGUUCAGGGUAUGAGAAUAAAAGAAGUGUUGGGCUUUUGCAAGCUUGUAUGAUUCCUGGUGUUAUACCGUUUGCGUUGUGUCUCUUCUUCUCGAAGCUGGUCGCGUACACGUUCUUGUACUGGUUACCGUUUUACCUUAGCCAAACAACUAUUGGUGGAGAGUACGUAUCUGUGAAAACAGCAGGAAAUCUUUCCACACUAUUUGAUGUUGGAGGCAUUGUAGGAGGGAUUCUUUGUGGUUACAUUUCAGACAAAUUCAAAGCAAGGGCUACAACUGCAGCAGCAUUCAUGUACGCUGCGAUUCCAGCAAUGCUUGUGUACCAUUCUUAUGGAGGUGUCUCUCAGACAGUCAACAUCCUCCUCAUGAUGGUUGCUGGUUUGUUUGUCAAUGGUCCUUAUGCACUCAUCACAACCGCAGUCUCAGCGGAUCUUGGAACCCACAAGUCUUUACAAGGCGAUUCAAGGGCGCUUGCAACUGUGACUGCUAUCAUUGAUGGGACUGGAUCUGCUGGUGCGGCUUUAGGUCCGCUUUUGACAGGGUUUCUUUCGACCAUGGGCUGGCAAGCUGUGUUCUAUAUGUUGGUCGUUGGAGCUCUAUGUGCUGGUUUGCUUUUGACCCGUCUGGUUAUUGCUGAAAUUAGAGAGAAACUUGGAUAUGUUGAUGAAGUUCCUGCGUCUGAACCACUGUUAACAGACAGAAGAUGAUGGAGAAGAGAGCAGCGAGAGAGUCAGUGUGAACAGAAUCCAUUGUUUGCGCAAGAGUUUUGUUCUGUUAUAUAACUAUGAGUUUGCCAGAGGAACUCACAGUUCGUUGUAUUCUGU
This is a messenger RNA of Arabidopsis arenosa, 1821 nucleotides long. The record is from the annotation of a GenBank genome assembly. Lineage: Eukaryota; Viridiplantae; Streptophyta; Magnoliopsida; Brassicales; Brassicaceae.